AUGUUUUUGCUCUCUUUGUCAAAACGCAUUGUUCCGGUCCCUAUCUUGGCCGUGGUAGUGGCCACACAACUCUUUCUUAUACGUAGUGUUUCUUCCAUGAACCAUACCAAUGCAUAUUUAUACCACAAAUGUUCCGAGAUGGAAGGGAAAUACAAGCCGAAGAGUGCGUAUGAGCAAAACCUCAACUUUCUAAUCAGUGAUAUGUAUAAAGACACGUUCGUCAGAGGAUUUGUCUACGCCAACCAUGGUGAAGAUCCCAAUACCGUCUACAUUUUGCUCCAAUGUCGCGGCGACUCAUAUGGCUCCAAGUGUGGCUCCUGCCUUUCCACCGCCACCUCCGAGCUACGUAGGAGAUGUCCAAUGAACAAGGCGGGAAUAGUAUGGUUUGAUCGAUGUCUUCUCAAGAUUUUUCCGACAGAUUUCUUCGAGAAGAUCGAUGACAAGAACAAGUUUUACAUGUACAACACGAAGAAAGUGAGCGAUCCGGCCUCCUUCAACGGGAAGACUAAGGCUCUUCUCACCGACCUAACCGCGAAAGCCACUCGUAGAUCAGACAAGUUAUUGUUGUACGAGACAGGGGAGAUGAAUCUCGGGAAUAUGAAGUUGUACGGAAUGGUGCAAUGUACACGGAACUUAUGGAUUACGGUUUGUAAAACGUGUUUGGAUAAGAUUAUUGGGGAGCUUCCUAAAUGUUGCGAUGGUAAAGAAGGAGGGAGAGUUGUGAGUGGGAGUUGUAACUUUAGGUAUGAGAUUUACCCUUUCCUUGAAAUUGUUCAAUAA
Molecule: messenger RNA, 780 nt
Organism: Arabis nemorensis
Lineage: Eukaryota; Viridiplantae; Streptophyta; Magnoliopsida; Brassicales; Brassicaceae
Source: the annotation of a GenBank genome assembly